Eubalaena glacialis (North Atlantic right whale) is the source of this 675-nucleotide messenger RNA. It is a transcript of the gene MLANA, whose product is annotated as melan-A. The transcript has 5 exons. Bases 82 to 441 code for a protein of 119 amino acids. Gene Ontology annotation, cellular component: endoplasmic reticulum membrane; trans-Golgi network; melanosome. Lineage: Eukaryota; Metazoa; Chordata; Mammalia; Artiodactyla; Balaenidae. The record is from RefSeq and is a predicted model, not a curated record.
AAGCAAUCUUCACACACAGGGCCAGCCAGCAGACGGAGUGGAUCCCAUCCAGGCAGGUGACCCGAGGCCUGACCACACAAGAUGCCAAGAGAAGAGGCUCACUACAUCUAUGGUUCCCGCAAGAAGGGGCACGGCCACUCCUACGUCACAGCUGAAGAGGCUGCAGGGAUUGGCAUCCUGAUAGUGAUCCUGGGAAUUUUACUGCUCAUCAGCUGCUGGUACUGUAGAAGACGAAGUGGAUACAGAAGCUUGAAGGUGGACAAAAGCAUUCAUGCUGGUACUCAAAGUACCUUAACAGGAAGAUGUUCACGUGAGGGGCUUGGUCACCAGGACACCAAACUGCCUUUUCAAGAGAACAAUUGUGAACCUGUGGUUCCCAAUGCUCCACCUGCCUAUGAGAAACUCUCCACGGAACAGUCACCACCACCUUACUCUCCGUGAGAGCCAGCGAGGCCCCUGAGAGAUGCUGAAAUGAUUUCCCUCACACUUUUUGUUGAAUCUGAUGUGGGCAUGCAAUGUUCUGCUUCAGAAUGCUAUAGAAACAGUGUACAUCAUCUCUACUAUUAAGCUGAGUGUUAAAUUCUUUAUAGGGCAACUAGCAAUACUGAUUGAGGAAAUGAUGAGAAAUAUUAAAAUGGGAAAAGCUUUGUCAAUAAACAUUGUAAUGGAUGAUAC